Hemibagrus wyckioides is the source of this 4222-nucleotide messenger RNA. RefSeq names its product enolase 4 (gene eno4). Gene Ontology annotation, cellular component: phosphopyruvate hydratase complex. Gene Ontology annotation, molecular function: magnesium ion binding; phosphopyruvate hydratase activity. The record is from RefSeq and is a predicted model, not a curated record. The transcript has 13 exons. The coding region runs from base 274 to 2058 and encodes 594 amino acids. Gene Ontology annotation, biological process: glycolytic process. Lineage: Eukaryota; Metazoa; Chordata; Actinopteri; Siluriformes; Bagridae.
UACUUGCUGCAUACAAUUAAAAGCGUUUUAGCUUUUCGCCAAAUUGCAUCCCGAGGUCACUGUACAAUAUAUUUGACCAGCGUUCUGGCCAACCUUAGCGAAGUCUCGCGAUAUUACACUAGAAGGUAUAGCAGUAGUGCUGGAGACAUCUCGCGAUAUUACAUCAAAUGUCGCUGAGCAACCACAGUACAUAAACAACCAGUCCUUCUUACACACAGAGAGAGAGAGAGAGAGAGAGAAUAGUGAACCGAACUUAUUAGAAACAGCCGCAAAAUGUCCUUUAAAGGCUUUGUAAGCUGUAAUAGCAGAAUCUCAAAGGUGGAUAAAGACUUUUAUGACUUAAAGAACAAGGCAGCGGAGUUUUACCGAGCAAACGGCGUGCCGCAGAAGCUAGAAACUGUCUUAAAUGAGAUGUUUUUUGCGAAGCCGCAUGAUGUUUAUGGAUAUCUGGCGAACUACUUCUCCAGCUUCUCACACAUACCUGUGAUCAGUGCCGUAGUAGGCAGAGAGGUGUAUGAUGCCAGAGGGGACGCUGCAUUGCAGGUUGAUGUUUAUUGCACGGUCAGGAAUGAAGAGAAGUUAGUCAGUAAUGCAGUGGUUACUGGUGUGGAUGGAGAUGUCACUGAGACAUGGAAUCCGGUUGCCAACGGUAACCAGCGAGCGUCUGUAGAGGUGGCGCUGGAGUGGAUCAGAGAUCAGUUGAGCUCCAUGUUGCACGGCUUUAACCCCACCCACCAAACACACCUGGACAAACUGCUCAGAAAAUUUCUCCACGUGUGUUGCAGUGAUUUCUACAUGGCUCGUUACCUUGAGGACCAAGAUGACCGUAACAGAGAAAAGAAAGCUGAGGAAGAGGAGACUACAGAAACAACAUCUGACACCACAACUCCUCGUGCACCUGUUUCAGGCAAAGGCAAGAAGGGAGCAGAGAAAGGUAAGAGAGGCAGUGCCUCAGAGAAGCCGCUCCGUCCUCCUGAGAAACCGGAGCCCAUGUUGCCAGGGGCGAUGGCAAUAGGUGCUCUGUCCAUGGCAGCAGCCAAAUCUGCAGCGAGCCUUACAGCCAUGCCCCUUUACAAACACAUCCUUACUCUUAGAGACCCACAGGCUGUAAGCGUGUUCCUGCCCAUGCCCCUGGUAUCCGUGUUGAGCUGUGGGAAAGCGUCAGCUGGAAAGCUCAACCUGCUAGAGGAGGUCAUCCUGCUGUCCACUGUACCACACAGUACCAGAGAGAUCAUCAAUAUGUGCCGUGAUGUGCAGAGAGAGAUAAGGAAAAUAGCCGCUACUACAGUGGGGAAGUCAGGGUCUGCGUCAGUAGGGGUUUCAGAAGGUGGCGCUAUUCAGCUCGGGCUCGACCGCCCUGAACAAGCUCUCGAUCUGUUGAUGGAGGCGUGCACAAACCUGGGCCUGUCGAUCGGCACAGAGCUCCGGCUGGUGAUAAACUGCGCUGCUCAUGUACUCAUCGACUAUUCCAGAGGAAAGUAUGAGGUGAUGGCAGGGACUCUGAAAUCUCCAGAUGAGCUGGUGGAAAUGUUUGUGGGUUUGACCAGUAAAUAUCCAGCUAUUGUGGCCCUUAUUGACCCCUUCAGGAAAGAGGAUGUGGAACAGUGGCAGAAACUGAGCUCUCUUAUUGGCCACUCUUGUUGCUUAAUUGCUGACGCAGCAUACAGGCCCUGCCCUCGCUGGAAGGGGUCCAAGCCCCGUCUCCCAGGAGUCACAUGGAUCACACUUAGGCACAGAAGUGAUAUGACCCUUAGUGACCUUCUCCAUGCUGUCACAGAGCAAACAGAAGGGGAGACCAUUCUAGCUGUGAGCAGUGAGGAGACUGGUGAUGACUCCAUGAUAGAUUUGGCUGUAGGUCUGGGUGUGUCCUUCAUUAAGCUGGGUGGGCUGACUGGAGGUGGGAGGAUGAACAAGUACAACCGUUUACACAGGAUAGAGCAAGAGCUGGAGGAACAGGGCAUUCUGGGGGCAAUUUAUCGCAACCAGAUGACAUAUUGGCAUGUUUCUGGAAGAUGGGAGGAAACUGGAGAACCCGGAGGAACCCCACACCAACAUUAGGAGAACUCGGACUUUCAAACACCUGCACCAGCCGUUAGUGUGGAGAAAAUUCUGGAGCUAGAGACGUCUUAUCGAUACGGUUUAUCCAUCAGCUUAUUGGUCCGCGCCACAAAAUGGCCUAUUUUUAAGCCGUUACCGCAAUUGCAGAAGACUGUAUUAGGCCGUCAUUAUGUUUUUUCAAUGAAUUAGUUUUUAUUCUGAGCGUUCUCAUUUUCUACUCACAUACAUACAAAACUGCUCGCAGGUAAAGCCAGACAUGACCGUGAAGAGAACAAUGCUAAUGUUUACUUGCUCAUAAUGAGUAAUGGUAAUUUAGCAAAGAUAGAUUUUUUCAUUUCAAACAACACAAACAAUGUAUUUAAACAAAAAAAAUAUGUAUUUACCAAAAUCCCUUUAAGUUCCUGAAUGGCAGAGCCAGACGGUAUUCGCUCCCUCUGUUUCAGAAAAGAAACAACAAAUAAACAGUAUCAAUAGCAAUCAGACGGAAUAAGCGACAAUUAUCUGAAUGUAAACCACUGUGCUGUUGAGUUAUUGAUUUUGAUUCGUUAGAAGGUGUUGAUUAAUUUUCUAAGGCAGCUCUGACGGUAGUGACGGCUGUAACCCAAACCGCAGGUUUAUAUUAAUGCGCUGGUUCUGAUACGUUAUUGUUUCUAUAAUAACAGCUCAUUCACACCAACGCGUCAAAGCCUAAUAAUAUAUAGAUUAAUAAUAACUAAAUGUAUAUUGAACGUUAUUAAAAGGAUUCAGGGUUAAAGCUGUAAAUUUCCCACAAUAGGGAAGUAACAAGCUGCACUUUUGAGGGAAUGACUGUUUAAAGCUGAUAGAUAGUAGCCUUUAUCUGUCGCAUAUACAUUACAGCACAGUGAAAUUCUCUCUCUGCAAAUCCCAACUGUGGACAUUAGCCGUGAUACAGCACCCCUGGAGCAGUGAGGGUUAAGGGCCUUGCUCAGGGGUCCAUCAGUCAUAGCUCGGCAGUGCUAGGGCUUGAACCCCAAUCAACAACCCUGAGCAUUAACCACUUGAGCCACCAGUGGACAUAUUUAUGCAGUCGAGAUUCCCGCAUUUGAGGAAUUCGCAAAGGUCAGCACAGCUGUCAGCCUCACUUUGAGCAAAAAACCUUCUUGAUCAUGGUAUUGCCCCUGCCUAUAAGUGAUAACAGGUACUAAUCUGUUUUUUUGUCCAACGUAACAAACAAGAUCAACAUGUAUAAGGUGUCACUUGUUACUAAGCAAAAGAAAGUAAAAGCUAGCAAACUGGAGUGGUAUAACAGGAAUAAAACACUUCAAGGAUGUGAUGUCAGGCUGCACCUCACCACACCAACCUGAUCAUUUUCCUCUAGCAGCAUGUCAGGUGUUCUACUUCAUACCUAAUUUUUGUUCCAUCUAUUAUUCUUUAAUGAAGGUCUAACAGAAAUCCCCAGAGUUUAGGACCUAAUAUUGUUAGUUGUAGUAGCAUCUCAACUAAUCUGCUGGAAGAAGGCAAUUUUUUAAUUUACUGAGCAAGAGCUCACUGGGAAACCUGACUGGGGAAGUUUUAGCAUAAUGGUUUAAGCUUCAUCAAAUUUGCCAAAAAAAUAAAUGUAACCAAUAAUCUCACUGUGACUGAGAAAUGUUAAUAAGUUAAUGAGUUAACAAAGUUGCUGGAUUUGGACAAGUAUAUAUAUACAGGGUGUCCAGUCAGGACAUGUCAUCAAAUGUUCCAUCCAAUUUAUUCCUAAUUAGGGUCACGGGGAUCUGCUGGAGCCUAUCCCAGCACACAUUGGGCGAAAGGCAGGGGUACACCCUGGACAGGUCGCCAGUCCAUCACAGGUCCACACAUAUAGACAGACAACCGCACACACGGGCAAUUUAGAAUUACCAAUCAACCUAAUGUACAUGUUUUUGGACUGUGGGAGGAAACCAAAAUACCCUGGGUAAACAAUGCAGGCACGGGGAGAAUAUGCAAACUCCACACAGACUCCGCCCAUUCCUGUUCAAACCUGGGAUUCAAACCCAGGACCUUCUUGCUGUGAGGCAACAGUGAUAACCACAAACUCCGCCUCUUCCUGUUUGACCUGGGAUUCAAACCCAGGACCUUCUUGCUGUGAGGCAACAGUGUUAACCAUUAAGCCACUGUGCUGCCCUGUCAUCAAAUGUUAAAUAUUAAAUAAAUUAUGUUGAAUGAU